Epithele typhae is the source of this 708-nucleotide messenger RNA. RefSeq lists its product as uncharacterized. The transcript has 3 exons. Bases 1 to 708 code for a protein of 235 amino acids. Lineage: Eukaryota; Fungi; Basidiomycota; Agaricomycetes; Polyporales; Epitheliaceae. The record is from RefSeq and is a predicted model, not a curated record.
AUGGGUCGUGGUUGGAACUCCCCGAUCUAUGGGUUCUUCAAACCCAUCCCCAAGAUCGUGGAUGUCGGCGGACGCCGUGUUCACAUCUUCGAGUGUGGAGCGAAGGGCUGUAAGUGUAACAAAAAGUUCAUCAAUAGGUUUCUAAACACAGCCGACGCAACUUCGACUGGGAAUAUGUUCCGACAUGCGAGGGUCUGCUGGGGUGAAGAAGCAGUCAAUCACACUAUCAAGAACAGAAUGACACCGGGCGAAGUGCGCCAGCACUUCGUCAAGAACGCGUCUGAAAACGGUGACAUCACCACGUUCUUCGAGCGCAAAGGGAAGGGACCGGUAACUUACUCACAUCGUCAACAUACCCGCACGGAAGUACGCGCCGAGUUUGCGAGAUGGAUGGCAGAGUCUUACCGGCCGUUCAACAUCGUUAACGACGAACGCCUCCGGUCGCUGCUCAAGACUGGACAACCCGGAUACUGGAUCCCUUUGGCGACAACUGUGGCGCGCGAUGUCAAGACUCUCUUCGCGUGCUCGCGCAACCGCUUGAGUCAUAUGCUGCGGAACUAUGACGGCCAACUCAGCAUCUCAACUGACUGCUGGACGUCGCCCAAUGGGCACCCGUUCGUUGGUAUCCUAGUGCACUUUGUACACAACGGAGAUCCGAUCAGCUUGGUGCUCGAUGUUAUCGAGGUGCCGAAGGUACGCACCUUUUGA